Messenger RNA from Prunus dulcis (almond), 2162 nucleotides. Its product is annotated as U-box domain-containing protein 8. The transcript has 3 exons. Gene Ontology annotation, molecular function: protein binding; ubiquitin-protein transferase activity. The record is from RefSeq and is a predicted model, not a curated record. Lineage: Eukaryota; Viridiplantae; Streptophyta; Magnoliopsida; Rosales; Rosaceae. Gene Ontology annotation, cellular component: cytoplasm; nucleus. Gene Ontology annotation, biological process: protein ubiquitination. The coding region runs from base 156 to 1298 and encodes 380 amino acids.
GUCUCUGUUUGUCUCUCUCUUCUCUCCUCUCUCCUCUCUCCUCUCUCUCAAAGUCUGGAAGUCUCAAAAACACACUCAACCUGUAGCACACGAAAACCUCGUAAACCCUUUUCUUUCUCAUUGAUUUUUCACGAGUGACGCGAGCGAGUUGAGAAAUGGCGACUCAGUUCCCGGACGAUUUCAAGUGCCCGAUUUCGCUCGAAAUAAUGUCCGACCCGGUUAUACUCUCUUCGGGUCACACCUUUGAUCGGGCCUCCAUCCAACGCUGGCUUGACUCCGGCCACCGCACCUGCCCUAUUACCAAAUUGCCCCUUCCCGACCACCCUUCCCUCAUCCCCAACCAUGCCCUGCGCAGCCUGAUUUCCAGUUAUACCCUUCUCUCCCCUGCCAAAUUACAACACCAUCAUCAACACCACCACCAAUACCACCACCACCAGCAACGCCACUCCCAACCCCCAACCCUAAUCUCAUCGCUCACUUCCCGAGCUUCAACCCUCGAGUCCAAGCUCGACUCGCUCGACCAGCUCGCUCGCCUCUCCAAGCGCGACUCCGCCUUUCGCGCCAAACUCACAGAGUCAGGCGCCGUCUCGGCCGUCCUCAAGUGCGUUGACUCGGACGAGCCGCGCCUCCAAGAAAAGGCCCUAACUUUGCUGCUCAAUGUCAGUUUGGACGACGAUAACAAAGUGGGUCUUGUAGCCGAAGGAGCCAUCGCUCGAAUCGUAACGGUGCUGCAAGGCGGGUCCCCCAAUAGCCGAGCCGUGGCGGCAACCAUGUUGACGAGCUUAGCCGUUGUGGAGGUCAAUAAGGCUACAAUUGGGGCAUACCCUUAUGCAAUUCGGGCGCUGGUUUCGCUUCUUAGGGACGGAAAAAGUCGAGAGAAGAAAGAGGCGGCUACGGCGCUUUACACCAUCUGUUUGUUCCCGGAUAAUCGGCGCCGGGCCGUGGAAUGUGGGGCGGUGUCGAUUUUGAUCCGAAUUGCCGAAUCGGGCCUGGAACGGGCGGUCGAAGUUCUGGGUCUAUUGGCUAAGUGCAGGGAAGGUAGGGAAGAGAUGGAGAGGUUUAAUGGGUGUGUGGGGAUAUUAGUGAGGGUUUUGGAGAAUGGAAGCUCAAGGGGGGUUCAAUAUGCGCUCCUUACUUUGAAUUCACUCUGUUCUUUUAGUGAACCAAUGUGUGUGGAAGCUAGAAAUGAAGGGGCUUUGGCUAUUUGUGUGGGUUUGGUUGAAAACGACAAUGAAAGGAUUAGAAAAAAUGCUUCAAAUUUGGUUCAGGUUCUUAGUGGUAACCAUUCCAUGAAGUGAAUUGCCAGUGGAAAUCUGAGAAGUGGUCGAUUUUGCGGUUAUAACUGUUGUCAUCAGUGGAGCAUUCUAUGAUCUUUCCCUCGGAAGAAAUAUGUCAUGGAAACUUCCAACAUAUGCAAUAAUGGAGGCUCUUUUUGCAUAUCCGGUCUUCAGCACAGAUUGAGGCAUGCUUAAAUGGAAAGUGAGGAAUUGAUUGGUUUUAUAUGUAAAAUAUCAUCCAUGUGCAAGGUAUGGAUGCCUUCCACUUUAUUUAAUCUUCUUCCCCAAUACUGUUCCGGAAUGAGGAGAUCAAUCAAGUAUCGAGUUGUGGGGUUGCUUCAGAUUCGGAUACUCUGCUAGUGAUGUUGGUUUUAUCUGAUACAAUACAAGGCUCAUUGGUCAGCCCCUGUUUGGUUGGUACCUGGGCCCGCUGAACAUAUAAUGAAUGAUAGAUAUGUCUUUGGUGGAGCAGUCGCUGCCGGCCUCUUUCGUUCAUUCAUUCAUAAUAAAUGUAUGUAAUGGAUAGAUAUAAUUAAUUGUUAUAUGUAGAACUAGCUUGCUUUUUGUGUAGUGGUUGUAAUUUUGGGAACAACAACAUGACACGCAUGAUGCAGAACUUGCUUAGUAUGUAAUUAACACGAAAUGUAUGUUUGUGUUGGAGAUUUACGUAUAAUGCCAUGCCGUGCUGUGUUCUUGUUUAGUUUAGUUUUACUUAUUAGAGUGAAUGUCAUUUAUAUGAGAUUUGAGCACAAGUCUAGCGGACAUGUUUCUGAAUAGGAGGACUAUUUGGAUAUUCAUGGGAUCUAGCAGCACUUAGUGAAAAUGAAACACUGUCCGGCCAGAAUUGGACUGUUGGUCCACAUACCUAGAAGCACAUUCUGAGUU